Amphimedon queenslandica is the source of this 1490-nucleotide messenger RNA. RefSeq names its product xylan 1,4-beta-xylosidase-like. Gene Ontology annotation, molecular function: xylan 1,4-beta-xylosidase activity; alpha-L-arabinofuranosidase activity. The transcript is spliced from 13 exons. Bases 48 to 1358 code for a protein of 436 amino acids. NCBI's taxonomy places the organism in Eukaryota, Metazoa, Porifera, Demospongiae, Haplosclerida, Niphatidae. Gene Ontology annotation, biological process: xylan catabolic process; arabinan catabolic process. The record is from RefSeq and is a predicted model, not a curated record.
UCCUCGAUCGAAUCCUCGUAAUCAAUAUACGUCGAUUUUCGAUCGCGAUGGAGUUGCUGCUGGUUUUCUCUCUUGUAUUCUCUUCUUUGGCUCUCGGUAACAGCUAUGUGCCUGAGUUCCCUUUCCGAGAUCCCUCUCUACCCAUUGAAGAAAGAGUCAAAGAUAUUGUUGAUCGUCUUACUUUAGCUCAGUUAGUAGAGCAAAUGGCUCAUGGUGGUGCUGGAAAUAAUGGUCCUGCUCCCGGUAUUCCUGACUUAAAUAUAAAGCCUUAUCAGUGGGGUACUGAGUGUCUCUCUGGUGAUGUGGGUGCUGGUGAUGCCACCUCAUUCCCAAUGUCUAUAGGAAUGGCUGCUACUUUCAAUUAUGAUCUAUUGAAGCAAGUAUCCAAUGCUACUGCCUACGAAGUGAGAGCUAAAAAUACUGCAGCUGUUCUUAAUGGAUCAUAUGCUUUUCACACUGGACUCAGCUGCUGGAGUCCUGUUCUGAAUAUAAUGAGAGACCCACGUUGGGGAAGAAACCAGGAGACGUAUGGAGAGGAUCCAUAUCUGUCUAGUUAUUUAGGACAAGCUUUUGUCACUGGAUUACAAGGAGAUGAUCCUACUUAUGUAAUUGCUAAUGCUGGCUGUAAGCAUUUUGAUGUACAUGGUGGGCCAGAGGACACUCCAGUGCCACGUUUUUCAUUUGAUGCUAACGUUACAAUGAGAGAUUGGCGAAUGACGUUUCUUCCUCAGUUCAAAGCUUGUGUUGAAGCUGGAGCUCUUAGUCUUAUGUGCAGUUACAACAGAAUAAAUGGUGUCCCUGCUUGUGCCAAUAAAAAGCUCCUCACAGAUAUAUUAAGGAAUGAGUGGAAUUUUAAAGGCUACGUAGUGAGCGAUCAAGGAGCACUAGAGAAUAUUGUCACACAGCAUCAUUAUGCUCCUGAUUUUGUGACAGCUGCUGCUGAAGCUGCCAAUGCUGGCACUUGCCUUGAAGAUGGCAACAGUGAAGAUAAAGAUGGCAAUGUUUUCGAAAACCUUGAUGAUGCUGUUGAAAAAGGUCUUGUUAGCGUUGAUACUCUUAAAGAUGCAGUGAGUAGGUUGUUCUACGUUCGUACAAAACUAGGAGAGUUUGAUCCACCUGAUAAUAAUAACCCUUAUGCCAAUAUUCCACUCUCCAUCAUACAAAGUGAUACACACAUUAAGAUAGCCCUUCAAGCUGCAAUGGAGAGCAUUGUACUAAUGAAGAAUGAAUUUAACGGCUCACCUUUUCUACCUCUUCUACCUCUUGCUAAUAAAUUCAAGAGAGCCUGUGUUGUUGGUCCUUUUAUUAAGAAUCCUGAUACCAUGUUUGGAGACUAUUCACCAACAAUGAUGGUAUAAGCCACAUUUAGAUUUUUUCAUUUUUAUAAAUUUUUCUGAUACAUAAUGCAUGUACUUAAGUUGUGUAGAAAGUUUCAGAUCAUUCCAAUCAAAAUUGGGUUUUUUAACAAAGUCUUAAAGUGUUCUCUCAAA